UUCAUUCUCUUGUCAAUUCAUGUGCGACACAAUCUGUUUCGUAUAUUGACUUUGGUCUAAUGGCGUGGAGCUCAAAAUUAUCGUAAUAAAAAGGGUGCAGUGGUCAGAGUAUUAUUUAAUCUAGUGUAAGAUCUUCAAUAAAAUAGUUAGUCAUCUUAAACCUGUAUCGUUUCAUCCAGAACAGUUAAUAGAAAUACCGUUUAGCGAUUCUGUAAAGUUGAUUCAGUUGUGUGCAGUUUAGUGUGUGUGAACGUAAUGUGGUCUUUUUUCUCACGCGAUUCGUCUAAAGACUUCCCUUAUGAAAUUGGUGAUCCAGUGCAACAGUUCAACACCAAGAGUAUUUGGAGUCUGUUCCGUGGCAAACGAAAAGGUUCAAACGAUGAGGUGUCGGUCUUUACCUACGAUAUCAAAAAUGGUUCGGAUAUUAAGCUGGAAUUAGCUAGGGCCGCACUUAAGCGACUCAAAACGCUCCGCCAUCCCAGCAUACUGCAAUUUCUGGACAGUCUGGAAUCCGAUAAAGUCUUAUACGUGGCAACAGAACCGGUCGAGCCGCUUGGAACACAUAUCGGCAAUCUAGCUGCUCAAGGACCUCAGCGCGAUUUGUAUUUGGCCUGGGGUAUAUUUCAAAUCACGCGUGCAUUAUCAUUUCUAAAUAAUGAUGGCAACCUGAGACACAACAAUGUAUCGAUAUGGUCGGUAUUUAUCAAUACAUCAGGCGAAUGGAAAUUGGGUGGACUGGAAUACGUAUCCUCGGCUGAGUUACCUGUUGUCCCACCGAUAAAAAUACCACCUUCUUUGGAAAUUUAUGAUCCACCGGAAAAGAAUGACGCUAGCAAAUUAAGAACGGCUACAAAAUGUUCGAGUGACAUGUGGGGUCUUGGCUGUCUGGUGUGGGAAUCCUUCAAUGAACCUUUGAAAACACGAGGACACCUUAAAAAUAUCGAAAGGAUCCCAAAAUCGUUAGCUCCAUUGUAUUGUGAGCUUGUUGGUGCCACACCCGCUAAUCGACCAAAUCCCGCUGAUGUUAUCACCAAAUGUCGCAAACCUGGCGGAUUCUUCAAAAAUGACUUAGUUGAUUCCUUACUUUUUCUGGAAGAAAUUCAAAUCAAAGAUAAGAUUGAGAAGAUGCGUUUUUUUAGCUCCCUCACUGCGCAAAUAGAUAAUUUUCCUGACAAUGUCUGUAGGUACAAAAUUCUUCCGCAACUUAUAACAGCCUACGAGUACGGCGAUGCUGGUUCUGCUGUUUUAGCUCCAAUGUUUAAGUUGGGACGGCUUUUAGACGAAGGCGAAUAUCAGAAGCGAAUAGUGCCAUGUGUAGUCAAGUUAUUUGCUUCAACUGAUCGUGUAACGCGCUCACGUUUGCUACAGCAACUCGAUUUGUUUAUUUCGCACUUGCAGCCAAAUGUAGUGAAUGAUCAAAUCUUUCCUCAAAUUGCACAUGGUUUUCUAGACACUAAUCCGACUAUUAGAGAACAAACCGUGAAGUCAAUCAUCCAUUUAGCGCCUAAACUUAAUUAUAACAACCUGAAUGUAGAAGUGUUGCGUCAUUUUGCUCGACUUCAGUCGCGAGACGACCAGGGCGGUAUUCGAACAAACACCACUGUUUGUCUUGGUAAAAUCGCACCCCAUCUACAUCCACAAGUGCGGCAACGUGUACUUGUGUCUGCCUUUAUUCGAGCUAUGCGUGAUCCAUUUCCACCGUCGCGAGUAGCAGGAAUAUUAGCGCUUGCAGCUACUCAGCAGUACUUCUUGUUGAAUGAAGUUGCUAUACGUAUACUACCAGCACUUUGCCCACUCACAACAGACCCUGAGAAAUCGGUCCGCGAUCCUGCCUUCAAAACACUACGUGGGUUUUUGGGAAAGUUGGAAAAAGUAUCGGAAGACCCCAGUCUACGCGAAAGCAUGGAGGCUGAUGUUCAUACAGCGACUCCGUCGCUCGGUAACGCUGCCGCAACAUGGGCUGGGUGGGCAGUGACAGCAGUUACUGCCAAAUUCUACCGCAGUCAAAGUGACACAGCCCGACCGAAGCCACCACUUACGGGUAAAACCUUGAGUAAGCCUGCUUCUUUGGGUAUGUAGCAACCUUUUGAUUUA
Molecule: messenger RNA, 2094 nt
Organism: Anopheles merus
Lineage: Eukaryota; Metazoa; Arthropoda; Insecta; Diptera; Culicidae
Gene: yata
Product: N-terminal kinase-like protein
Exons: 9
Coding region: 256-2079 (607 amino acids)
Biological process (GO): protein phosphorylation
Molecular function (GO): ATP binding; protein kinase activity
Source: RefSeq, a predicted model, not a curated record